UGGAGGAGGAGGAGGAGGAGGAGGAGGCGGCGAGAAGAUGGCGACUUCGAACAAUCCGCGGAAAUUUAGCGAGAAGAUCGCACUGCACAACCAGAAGCAGGCGGAGGAGACGGCGGCCUUCGAGGAGGUCAUGAAGGACCUGAGCCUGACGCGGGCCGCGCGGCUUCAACUGCAGAAGUCCCAGUACCUGCAGCUGGGCCCCAGCCGUGGCCAGUACUAUGGCGGGUCCCUGCCCAAUGUCAAUCAGAUUGGAAGCAGCAGCAUGGACCUCUCCUUCCAGACCCCAUUUCAGUCCUCAGGCCUGGACACGAGUCGGACCACACGGCAUCAUGGGCUCGUGGACAGAGUGUACCGUGAGCGGGGCAGGCUUGGCUCCCCGCACCGCCGGCCCCUGUCAGUAGACAAGCAUGGGCGGCAGGCUGACAGCUGUCCGUAUGGCACGGUGUACCUCUCGCCUCCUGCGGACACCAGCUGGAGAAGGACCAACUCUGACUCUGCCCUGCACCAGAGCACAAUGGCGCCCACCCAGGCAGACUCCUUCACAGGCGGGUCCCAGGAUGCGCACCAGAAGAGAGUCUUACUGCUCACUGUCCCAGGAAUGGAGGGGAGCGGGACCGAACCGGACAAGACCCUGUCGAAGCAGUCGUGGGACUCAAAGAAGGCGGGUUCCCGGCCCAAGUCAUGUGAGGUCCCCGGAAUCAACCCUGCACCUGUGGGCCCAGUAGGCCGUGAGCACACCGCCAGAGGCAUCUUUCCAUCUGCAGACCAGGAGAACACAACAGCCCUGAUCCCUGCUACCCACAACACAGGGGGCUCCCUUCCUGACCUCACAAACAUCCACUUCCCCUCCCCCCUCCCGACACCGCUGGACCCUGAGGAGCCUCCGUUCCCUGCUCUCAGCAGCUCCAGCAGCACCGGCAGCCUUGCACAUCUGGGCGUUGGCGGCACAGGCCAGGGUGUGAACACCCCCAGCUCUUCCCCGCAGCACCGGCCAGCAGUCGUCAGCCCCCUGUCCCUGAGCACAGAGGCCAGGCGGCAGCAGGCCCAGCAGAUGUCACCCACCCUCUCUCCGCUGUCACCCAUCACUCAGGCCGUGGCCAUGGAUGCCCUGUCUUUGGAGCAGCAGCUGCCCUAUGCCUUCUUUACCCAAGCGGGCUCCCAGCAGCCGCCCCCCCAGCCCCAGCCGCCGCCUCCACCUCCGCCGGUGUCCCAGCAGCAGCCACCGCCCCCACAGGUGUCUGUGGGCCUCCCCCAGGGUGGCCCGCUGCUGCCCAGUGCCAGCCUAGCUCGGGGGCCCCAGCUGCCGCCACUCUCAGUCACCGUGCCGUCCACUCUCCCCCAGUCCCCUACAGAGAGCCCAGGCCAGCCGCCAAUGGGGAUCGAUGCCACCUCGGCACCGGCUCUGCAGUACCGCACAAGUGCAGGGUCGCCUGCCACCCAGUCUCCCACCUCUCCAGUCUCCAACCAAGGUUUCUCCCCCGGAAGUUCCCCACAGCACACGUCCACCCUGGGCAGCGUGUUUGGGGAUGCGUACUAUGAGCAGCAGAUGACAGCCAGGCAGGCCAAUGCUCUGUCCCGCCAGCUAGAGCAGUUCAACAUGGUGGAGAGCGCCAUCAGCUCCAGCAGCCUGUACAACCCGGGCUCCACACUCAACUACGCCCAGGCUGCCAUGAUGGGUCUGAGCGGGAGCCACGGGGCCCUACAGGACCCGCAGCAGCUCGGCUACACAGGCCACGGCGGAAUCCCCAACAUCAUCCUCACGGUGACAGGAGAGUCACCGCCGAGCCUCUCUAAGGAACUGAGCAGCACACUGGCAGGGGUCGGUGACAUCAGCUUUGAUUCGGACCACCAGUUUCCACUGGACGAGCUGAAGAUUGAUCCUCUGACCCUAGACGGACUUCAUAUGUUGAAUGACCCUGACAUGGUCUUAGCCGACCCAGCCACCGAGGACACCUUCCGAAUGGACCGCCUGUGAGUGGCUGUGCCCGCCACCUGCUGCUGGUCAGUCUCCAACGGCGCUGCCCCAAACCUGGGGACAGCAAUGCUGUCCCCUUUGCCAACGGCCAAGCUUGUGGUUCUGAGCUUGCAAUGCUGCCCAGCGCCCCCUGCCAGCCGCCACCCCGGUUGGUCACCUCCUACGAUGCCUGGCGUGAGGCCGUUGUGUACUAGGCUGGCUAUCUGUCUGUCCAUCCACCCACCUGGGGCCAGGCUGAUCGCCGAGGGAGGCUAUGAGUGGCUGGCCCCCGGACAUUCCCCAGGCUCGCUCCUUCGCCCCUCACUCAGGAUGUGAGAGCCCUCAUCGGUGGCCACUUCCAGGACACCCAAAGUGUCACUCCCUCCCAGAUGUGCCGCGAGAGGAGGGCGGGCGAGGCGGGGAGCACCCCAGAGGCUGAGGUGCGCCAUCCAGUCGACUGUUUUCAGCUGUCACUGCCUUCCUCCAUCCCUGUGCCCCCCACCGCCAUCCCCAGCCAUGGUCGGGUCAUUCCUGCCCUCUGUGCCCAGGGCAGAGCGAAGGGCAGACCUGGGCCAGAAUAAACACUGUUCGGAUGGCUGCCUUUCAUAUUCCUGAGCGCUCUCGGAGCCUGGCAAGCGUCCUGUGGCCGAACGUGGUCUGGACAGAGCCCACUAGAAGCAGCCGUGCCCCUCCUUGGCCCCCUCUCACCACCCUUGCCUCCUGCUGGGCGGUGGUGAGCAUGGUGCAGGGACGGAAGGUCACGGGCCACCUGUGCAUCCUCCUCCCAUGGCCAGUCCCUACUGCUACUUAGGAUGUGGGGCUCGAGCGGCAGCAGCCCUGGUGGGCUCUGCUUUUCCUGCAGUUUCUGUUGGCAUUUGGUAGCUGACCCUCCAGACUUGCCUGGCAGCAUGUGUUAACUAACCCCCAGUCCCUCCUUGACCUUUUUAAAAAGUUAACUGGAACACUAGCCUGAAGCACUCGCAAGCUGGGGCACCUGCUGCUCGCGCACACCCGGGCUCCCCGGCGGGCGCUUAGCCUCAGCUCCAGAGAGCUGCUGGGCGAGCAGCGUGCGCUGGAUGCAAGGUCCUGGUGGCGGCGUGUGUCUGCAAGAACCGCAGGACAGAUUGUGGGAACAGACCUUGACUUUGAUUGGGGCCUCUUCCCUCUGAGGGUCUCUAAGGCGCCUGCCCGGCCUUAGCAGGUGGCUGACACCUGCUGGCGUCUCUAGGCUAAGAUUCCUUGUGAUAAGUGGAGGCUGUGGGCCUGGCUUGUCUUUUCUGGGCCACUUUUGGCUGCAAGCUCUGAUCCCACCACCCCAAGGCAUAGCUUGACAUGUCCCCUGCCUCUGCCCCAUAGCCGCUGCCUGGGCUUGGCCAUUUCUCUGUGGUGUUACCACUGCCCGUGCCGGGGUUGGGAAGCACACGAGCCGUGUGCGUCUUUCCCCAAGCAGCGAGGUGGCUGCCUGCCUGAGAAAGCUGCUGCCCUUGCGUCACCAUCCCCUCCCCUGGACUGGAGGAGGCAGCUUUGGUUUGUCCAGUUCACCUGUCCAGGUCUCAGGCCUUUCUAUCACCAUGGUGCGGGCUUGAGGAGAAUAAUGGGAACAUUAUUAUUAUUAUUAUUACUAUUGUUAUUAAACAUGCAUGGUGGCACACACUUGUCACCCCAGCACUGGAGGAUAUCAAAGCCAGCCUGAGCUCCAUGAGACCCUGUCUUAAAAAACCAAAAGAGAAAGUACACGUGAAAGGGGUGUGAGUCUCUUCAAAUUGUAGAAGUCUGAACAAACGGCUUUAACAAGGCAGAGAGGCUGAUGUAGUUCCCACGCAAAGGUCUGCUUCCCUGGAACCAGUCACUGGCCUUGCAAGUUCUCCGUGAGCCAGGGCAGGACCGACCCGGCCCAUGGCCCUCCUAAGCUGGCGGCCCGGCUUUCAGUGCCCUGCAGCCAAGAGUGCAUGUAGCUGUGUUACUGUGACUAGUUCAUUGCCAAGUUCUGUGAUGAGGUGCUAUGCCCCUGCCUCAGCACCCCAGGCAGCUGUGAGCAUCUCAUGAGCCCUCUUGCCCAGCCAGGGGCCAGCACUCGGGGGCAUGCAUGUUCCGGAAGGGUUCGCCCUCCCCUCCCCUGGGCCUAACUGCUGUCAGGGGGACUCCUGGGAGGCAUCUUUGUUUUCUAGAUGUCCAAUAAUACCCCUGUAUUGCCAAGACAUCCCAAGAUGAUAGCUCAGGGCUGUGGGGACCUCAGCUGGUGACAUGCAUAUACUGUGACCUGUUGAGCUGUGCUGGGAGCAGCCCCCUUGCAGCGUGUACAUAGACCCUCUGCCCACAGCCGUGGCUCACUCUCAGGACAGGCUUAGACACCCAGGCCUGGCCUUUCUCCCGCCACCUUAUCUAUGUGUCUCCGCCUUCAGCCAAGUCCCUCAGCCAGGUGGCUGUCCAACUCACUUCCCUGAAUCAGAAACAAGACUGUGGCAUCUUGAUAACACUAUGCCCAGCUGCCUCAGUUUACCUUACCCUUUCAAGGCUUCUGGGGCAGUAGUUAUCUACCCAAAGCCCCCCCACAGAACAACAGUACAGCUGGACCUAGCCCCUCUCUGUUCUAACAAAGAAGUGGCUUGUCCCCUCGACCCAAGGCCCUGUCAUGUCCUCUGCAGUGCUGCUCUGUGAAAUCUGUUGGUACUUAGCCCGGCCGGCAGCUCUUUGGAGAGGACUCUUAGACAGGGGAGCCCCCUAGCGAGACCCAUAUGCUACUGCACACCACACAAGGACAGCUGACAACUGUCACACAGGGCCUGAGGGGACCAGCAGACUGGUCAGGACAAGAGUGGGCAAAAGGCACAGGGGUGGCAACCCUGCACCCAUGUCGGCUGCCGUUCUCCUCACAGUGGGCUGAGAGCUGCUUCAUCUCUUUCUGAGUUUUCUGAUUUUGCAAAGAAGAUUCAGCCCAGGCUGCGAGGGCUGCUGCUCUCAGGGUCUUGAUGGAGUUGUGUGCACAGGCAUGGGGCUGUAUAGUUGAUGGAGUCGUGUGCACAGGCCCAUGGGGCUGUAUAGUUGAUGGAGUCGUGUGCACAGGCCCAUGGGGCUGUAUAGUUGAUGGAGUUGUGUGCACAGGCUGUAUAGUUGAUGGAGUUGUGUGCACAGGCUGUAUAGUUGUGCCCUACUUCUGGCUGUUGUCCCUCAAGAGCCGUCCAGGAGAGGGCACCGUGGUGCGGUCUACCCCAUGUGGCCUGCCUCCAGUGUGGUGGUGUGGCCCUUUUUACACCCCUUCCACCUCUGGCUCCCAGGGGACCCUCUUCCUUCAGGGAUCUAGUGGGUGAUUUGGAGACCCUGAUUUCUGUCUCAGGCAUGGCUCUCAGAGUGGUACAAGUGUGUGCCACCCAUUGGCCAUAGCCACAUCUCCUUGUCAAGGCAGAAGAUGGAGGGACUUGUGUCCUCUCGAGCCUGGGUGCUGGGGUACUCCCAAGGCCAUGGGGUGCCCCGAACCUCAGUUUUCCUCUUUCUCAACCCUGCUGGGCUCAGGGACCCAACCUCCUGGGCAGGGUGAGGGCAGCCGCAGAGCCCACGGUGGCACCAGCUACCCCUGCACUCAGCCUUCCCUGGGCUAGGGUCCAUCACAUGGUACGGUCUUGCCCUGUCUCUUGGGCUCUAGAAUUUCAGGGUGACCCAGGCCUAGCCUAAUCCAACCCAGCAGUUCUGAUCACAGGGGGCACGAGGACAGACAGGGUGUGGCCUUAAAGCCAGAGGCCAGGCUCUGUUUCUCAGGCCCCGUCUCACCCCUUAGUUGGAAACAGGAUGCCAUGGGCUGGGCAGCCCCUUUGAUAUAUGCAAAUGGAUGAUCCCACAUUCCCCUCCCCGUGCCCAGGCUGGCCCUGCCCCCCGCAUGCGCACUCCGCUGCGGAAGUCUGUGGACCGUGCACACGGCCACCGCAGUUGGGGGUCAGGUUGCUCAGGGCACGCACGGCCGCCCGCCCGCCCGCCCCACCUUCUGGCGCAGAGGCUUCUUUGUAUGUUUGCGCCCUUUGUAAUGAAAUGUAAUAAAAACCCAAGGUUUUCGUC
Apodemus sylvaticus (European woodmouse) is the source of this 6001-nucleotide messenger RNA. RefSeq names its product CREB regulated transcription coactivator 1 (gene Crtc1). The transcript is spliced from 15 exons. The coding region runs from base 38 to 1975 and encodes 645 amino acids. Gene Ontology annotation, molecular function: cAMP response element binding protein binding. NCBI's taxonomy places the organism in Eukaryota, Metazoa, Chordata, Mammalia, Rodentia, Muridae. The record is from RefSeq and is a predicted model, not a curated record. Gene Ontology annotation, cellular component: nucleus; cytoplasm. Gene Ontology annotation, biological process: positive regulation of transcription by RNA polymerase II; protein homotetramerization.